CGGGCUCGACCCUUGGGGCCAGCGGCUGCGCCGGAACCAGCUGCCGGCUGCUGGCCCCGCGCGAGGUAGGCUUCCCUGGGCGCAAGAGGGUGCGGGAGAGUUGGCACGACUUGCUAGGUGCGAGCCUGUGAUCGGAUUCCAGACUGGGGUAUCUUGACGAGCGUGGGCAGCCCAGCAAUACGCGCCCUGAAAUGGGGUUCAGGAAGCAGAAUGGGACCUGGAAAUAACGAGGCAUUGGAGCCAUCUGCUUGUCAGGCAAAGGAGUCUCCGGAACCAUGGAAGAUACAAGAACUUUCCUUGAUGUUAAAGAGUACCCUGAAAGCGAGGUACAGAAAAACCGAGUACUGACCCUGGAAGAAUGGCAAGAAAAGUGGGUGAGCCACAAAAUUGGAUUCCAUCAAGAGCAAGGACAUCAGCUAUUAAAGAAGCAUUUGGAUACUUUCCUUAAAGGCGAGAAUGGACUGAGAGUAUUUUUUCCUCUUUGUGGAAAAGCAGUUGAGAUGAAAUGGUUUGCAGACCUAGGACACAGUGUCAUAGGUGUGGAAAUCAGUGAACUUGGGAUACGGGAAUUUUUUACAGAGCAGAAUCUUUCUUACUCAGAAGAACCCAUGAUGGAAAUUCCUGGAGCCAAAGUUUUCAAGAGCUCUUCAGGAAACAUCUCGUUGUACUGUUGCAACCUUUUUGAUCUUCCGAGAGCCAAUAUUGGCAAAUUUGACCGGAUCUGGGAUAGAGGAGCGUUAGUUGCUGUUAACCCAGGCGAUCGUGCACGCUAUGCAGAUAUCAUGCUGUCCCUAACGCGAAAAGGGUUCCAAUACCUCUUGGCUGUUCUUUCUUAUGAUCCCACUAAACACGCAGGACCACCAUUUUACGUUCCAGAUGCUGAAGUUAAAAAAUUAUUUGGUUCAAAAUGCAACAUUCAUUGCCUUGAGAAGGCUGAUGUUUUUGAAGAGCGACAUAAAAGUUGGGGAAUUGACUACAUUGUUGAAAAGUUAUAUCUAUGUACAGAAAAGUAA
Ailuropoda melanoleuca (giant panda) is the source of this 1013-nucleotide messenger RNA. RefSeq names its product thiopurine S-methyltransferase (gene TPMT). The record is from RefSeq and is a predicted model, not a curated record. Gene Ontology annotation, molecular function: thiopurine S-methyltransferase activity. The transcript has 9 exons. Lineage: Eukaryota; Metazoa; Chordata; Mammalia; Carnivora; Ursidae. The coding region runs from base 276 to 1013 and encodes 245 amino acids.